This is a messenger RNA of Penicillium verhagenii, 1476 nucleotides long. RefSeq names its product heme-dependent oxidative N-demethylase family protein. The record is from RefSeq and is a predicted model, not a curated record. The coding region runs from base 1 to 1476 and encodes 491 amino acids. NCBI's taxonomy places the organism in Eukaryota, Fungi, Ascomycota, Eurotiomycetes, Eurotiales, Aspergillaceae. The transcript is spliced from 3 exons.
AUGGGGUUCCUGCUAAGCCCAGAAAGCGCCUGGAAGAUCGGCCUGAUCCUGAUAGCCGCCACGGCGGUUUACUCCAUUCUUUCUCGAUCAUCGACCAAGUCCUUCUGGACCAGGAUAUCCCUUCGCGGCCGCAGAGAUUCGACGGCCAGAACGCCCCCACGAUCCAUCUCACCCGAGAAGAAAAAUGCCAAUAGCGCCACAUCGCCCACAAGCUACAACCAUGCCCUUCCACCACAGCGUAGAGAGUCACUCCUCCAGCUAAAGGGAGUCACCUUCCGCUGGCGCGAAAUCGACGAAGCCGAAGUGCGCCAGAAAAUUUUACCCAUGACUGCCGACUAUAUGAAAAGCCCAGGCAACCUGUAUACACCGACCGGAUUCUCGAUAGACGAAGUGAAAGCCCUUGGCGACUUUCCGGAUUAUGCGGCAUUGAGUGGAGUUCCGCUUCCUGAAUCCUAUCCCGAGCAUGACAUCGAGAAAGCUAAGCCUCGGCCAUACAGGCCUUUCCGAUGGGCUUAUCAUCAGACUAUGUCUUUGACCAAGCUAGAGCCGGACUGGUGGAUUGAGCUUGAAGACACGUACAGGAGCCGCAUUGCUCAACGCAAAGCUCUUUACGUCAAGUAUGGCAAGGCGGUUCUUGACACAAUGCCAGGCUCCGAGCUGGCUUGCAAGGAACUCAUGGAGAUGGUCUUGCAAUUCAUUUGCACUCGAUAUCCGCAGUAUUUCAAACUGGUUGACAAACGUAUACUGCAGAAUCGAAUCCUUGGCACUGAGCAGGAUGUCCGGAGCAAGCCCCCUUUGGAGAUUCUUCUCGACAAUGUUCCAGAAGAUUUCGGAUUGAUGUUGCGAGAUGAGGUAACUGGUUAUUAUUUCUUGCGUGCGGCAGUGAUCUGCUCAGCAAUGGGGUGGGAUGUCGCUUCGAAGAUUGGCAAACAGUUGCACGAAAUCCAUGACCACAUCCCUGAUUACAAAGAGAAAAUGCAAUUCUCAAUGGAUCGAUUUUUUACCAAAAUGCCGACUGAAAAGCCCAUUCAACGAGGUUCAUGGGGUCUUGAAGUCGGAGAGCCACUGUACGUGCCGCCGAGUGACCCACAUUUGGCUCUUCGGCAGUCACAGGACCCCAAUCUACAUAUUGAAGAUUGCACUCUGCGCGUCGACUGGCAGACACUUCGUCGUCUUCCUCUAUCAGCAUCAGUGGUUUUCAACUUCAAGGCUGUAUUCACACCAAUAUCCGAAUUCCGUGAUGAACCCGCCGUGCCAGCCCUAGUGGGCAAGGUCUUGAAAGAGGGCAAGGAGAGUUUGAUGAAGUACAAAGGAGUAUGGCAUGUCCAGCACGUGAUUUUGCCGAAGCUGGAGGAGUGGGCAAGGGAGCAGGAAGAAACAGGUCUUAUUCCAAAAGACUGGGAGGUUGCAACACUGGAUGACAGUCCGUGGUUUAAGGGCUGGGAGGAAAAGUGGCAUCGCCAACAAGGCUUCUAG